AUGCAGGCUGCGGCUUUAGACCGAGCCCGAGCCCGUGUCCGGGAAGGUGCGGGCCCCGCGGGCGAUACACGCAGCGCAGAUCCACGCGUUGCGCGAGCACAGCAUGUCUCAGGGAGCGGGGGAGACGCCGCAAUCCUGAUCCGAAGGCCUGGAAAUCAGCAUACGUUCGCCCUCAGUGUGCCGUUCCCGUCCCCCUUGGAGGCAGAGAUCGCCCGUGGAUCCCUGGCCCCAGAUGUGGAACCUCACGGAGAACUGGUUCAAAAGGAAUUAGCUGUGGACGGCAGCGUCCUAUUGGUCCACUGGAGAGCUGAAGAUUCUCGUCUCCUUCGAGCUUCUAUUGUGAACUUUCUUGACCAUCUUUCCCUAGUGAUACGGACCAUGCAGCGCUUCGGGCCCCCUCUUCCCCGCUGA
This is a messenger RNA of Pipistrellus nathusii (Nathusius's pipistrelle), 411 nucleotides long. The record is from the annotation of a GenBank genome assembly. Lineage: Eukaryota; Metazoa; Chordata; Mammalia; Chiroptera; Vespertilionidae.